AUGGACAACUCAAGCAACUCCCGACAAGUUCAGCCAGGCGGCCCUGACGCGGCUCUGCCCACCUAUCACGAGCUCUCCAAACUUGAAGCUCAACCGCCGCAGCAGGCGGCUCCUUUCGCAUCCACGUCUCAACCCGCAGGAGGGAGCCCGAAUCCGGACACCAUCGAGGCUCCUGGCCCUGCACACCUCCCGGGGUACGGCGAGGCUUCACAGUCGAAACCACCACAGUACGAAAGAUACAAGAACGAGCCGCCGCCAGGAUUCUCUGGCCGUGAGAACCAAAGGUGGCAGUACGCCCACUGGAUCGUCGUCAUGACUGUUUUCUUGGGCAUCGGUCUUGGUGUUGGUAUCUACUAUGGCGUCGCCUCGUCCUGA
Molecule: messenger RNA, 375 nt
Organism: Verticillium alfalfae VaMs.102
Lineage: Eukaryota; Fungi; Ascomycota; Sordariomycetes; Glomerellales; Plectosphaerellaceae
Exons: 1
Coding region: 1-375 (124 amino acids)
Source: RefSeq, a predicted model, not a curated record